This is a messenger RNA of Mitosporidium daphniae, 2262 nucleotides long. RefSeq lists its product as uncharacterized. Bases 1 to 2262 code for a protein of 753 amino acids. Gene Ontology annotation, cellular component: nucleus. The record is from RefSeq and is a predicted model, not a curated record. Gene Ontology annotation, biological process: regulation of DNA-templated transcription. Gene Ontology annotation, molecular function: DNA-binding transcription factor activity, RNA polymerase II-specific; RNA polymerase II transcription regulatory region sequence-specific DNA binding; zinc ion binding. The transcript has a single exon. NCBI's taxonomy places the organism in Eukaryota, Fungi, Microsporidia.
AUGCACGGCCAGAUUGCACCGAUUUGGACAUGCUAUCGAGGAUGCAAAUCGAUUUUCCAUUUAGAAUGUUUAAGGGCAUGGGGGAUUGCCACGAUUGGCCAUUCAUUCCAAUUUUCUUGCCCUAAUUGUCGAUGCACCUCCUACGACUUUACUGCAGAUGUAAACGGGUCUCCCAGGUGCUAUUGUGGCAAAAAGGAAAUAUCCGUUGUGAAAAAAAAACUCUCGUCUUCGUCUCUUUCGUGUGGUGCACCCUGCAAUGCAAUGCGAGUCGGUUGCCACCACCCAUGUCCCCUGCAAUGUCAUUCAGGACCAUGCCCCCCGUGCUCAUUUAUGGGAUCUCCCGAGCCAUGUGCAACAGGACCUCCACACCACCUUGCUCAACGACAACGAAGAUGUGGAUCUGCGCCAGAGGAAUGGUACUGCAAUGAUGCAUGCCCGCGCAUUUAUUCAAAUUGCUUUACAAAUGCACACAGAUGCCCAUCUACAAAGUGUCAUUCAAAAUGUGAAGCUUGCCCCGAGCUUAUUUCCAUCUCAUGCGAGUGUUCCUCGCUAACAACGUCCCCAAAUAUUCGGUGUAAUCGGGCUUUCGAUAUUCUCACGUCGUCUGCUGGGCGAUUGUCAUGUCAACAGCGAUGUAAAAAGUAUCUUCUAGAAGAAAAAUCUCAAUGUAUUCUUAUUUGCCACCCCCCUUCCGUUAGCUGUGCAUCAAAAAUUGCCGAUGCUUGCUGCUUCUAUGGUCCUAUACACCCACACUCAAUUUCUUGUAAAUGUGGAAAGGAAUCUCUUGUGAUCAAUGUUGGCUGUGCCACGGUUGAAAAAACCGAGCUUGGAUAUGUCCGUCGACCUACUGAUACCAGUAAUAUCACAUGCGAUAAUUCCUGCGGAAAGAGCUUUGCCUCCUGCUCUAAACAUCUUUGCGACAAAAAGUGCUGCAUUAAUGAUGAGGAUCAUGUCCGCUGUACUCAGAUUUGCAAUAAGCGACUAGCCUGCGGCAAGUCUUCGCAUAGGUGUUUAGAAAGAUGCCAUCCUGAGAGGCCGAAUUGCCGUCCCUGUCCACGUCCUUCAUUUCCUGAUGGCUGGAAUUGUCCUUGUGGUAAAACAAAGGUAGAGGGCCCCUUGGGGUGCUCUUGGGUACCGCCCUCCUGCAAAUUUCUUUGCAAUCGAGCCCGGGAAUCCUGUGAUCACUCAUCGAUACCCCAUCCUUGUUAUUCCGGAGACUGCCCCCCUUGCACGAUGCCGGUAUUUCCGAAAUGUGGAUGUGGUCGAGUCGUUACAUAUUCUGUUCCCUGUAUGUUUUCAGGGGCAAUGGCCAGAUGUGGUCUUCGCUGUAAUAAGCAAUAUCCUGAUUGUCCCCACACAUGUGCAUCUCGUUGCCAUUGGGAUGUGGAGAAUUGUCCUCCAUGUCCCCAAAAAUGCCAACGAAAAUUGAAUCAAUGUGGCCACCCUUGCGCACUUGUAUGCGGAAUACACCCAGGUAGUUGUGUCUGUAAUGCCACCGUUUCAAUUUUAUGCCCAUGUGGCCGACACAAGGAGGAAUUCGCAUGCUCAGAAUCAACUCCAAUUUCAUGCACAGAUGCCUGCUUAAAUGCCCAGAGGUUUUCUGCCUUUGCUGAGGCCCUAAAUAUCUGCAACCCGCAAAAUAUCGGGAGAGAUGAUGAGUUCUCAAUACAUGCAGCUCUUAUUGCAUGGCCUAUGCUUAUGGAUGUGUUUACUUGGGCUCGUUCGCGUCUUGAAUAUCUUUUGAUGAUUGAAGGAAUCUUUUCAGAGCAUAUUUCAUCAACUUCUCGCAAAAGGUGGGUUGAUCUGCCACCUGCUGGCCCAAUCAAGCGUGAAAUGACCAUUCGCAUCGCCAAUAAUUACCAUUUGCAAACCAUUGAGUUAGACUGUUCUAUACGAGGAUCUGUUAGGUUUGGAUUUCCAGAUGAUUAUCCUACUACUGUUCCCAAAGUGCCAAGCAUCCUAUUGUCUAAAAUAGUUACUUCAGUUUCUUUUUACGACGUUAAGGUAUUUUUGUCUACACAGAAGUACGAUGGUGGUGGCAAAGACGAUGGGGAAGAAAACAAUGCAUCUCAACAUCCUUGUGGGGAAAUUCUUGCUUCAGUAAACAAUGAUCUAUUGGAGCUUUCCUUUACAGAUAAUGGCAUAUCCAAUCCUUCAAUACAGGAAGAAAGUGAUUCUUUUUGCGAUAAGAGUCUCUCAGAUGAGGAUGAGGAGACCAGCUGGGUUGUCAUUUCUACCCACAAUCGUCCAAGUAACCAUUGA